UGCAUUUCGCCGGUGAGGAAGCUAUGGCGUCAUCUAGUGGGACUAAAGUUUAUCCUCCGCGCCUAUAUCCGGAAGGAAAAUCACCUCUGCAGAACCGAAGCAUGAAUCACUACUGCUUCCUCAACUUGUUUGGGAGGGUGAAAGAUGGAAUAGGUGCAGAUGUGUUUGAAAACAUCAAGGAGACUUCCCAGGUUGGAGUAAUAUUGAAGCUGGCAGACAUGGACUUUGUAUCGUCUUCAAACCUUCUUCACAACUUUCUUACGCGACAGCUGUCAAUAGAAAAUGGUCAUGAGAUUUGGAUUUUGAUAGGAGGUCAGCCCAUCAGGUUCUCUCUGCAUGAGUUUUCUGAUAUUACGGGGUUGAAUUGUGAUAGACUUGGGGAUGAUGAUGAGGCCGAAAUAGAUGACUCUGAGUUCUGGAAAGAGUUGAGAGUCAGUGGAGGUGGACCAAAAUUUAAACAUCUCGAAGCAUUGUUGUCUAGAUGUAGGACUUGGAGUUUUGAGAAGAGAAAGAUGAUUGGAUUGCUGUGUAUUCUAUCAAUAGGAAUCUUAGGAAUAUCUCAAAAUAGCAGAAUCCCCAUGAAGUAUGCGAAAAUGGUCUUGGAUUUGAAUGCAUUUGAGAGGUUUCCGUGGGGAAGGGUUGGAUUUGAAAGCAUCAUUAAUUCGAUAAAAAUAGUAUGCUUCGAGAAAACUAGCUAUGUAGUCCAUGGUUGUGUGCAUGCAUUGGUCAUAUGGGGAUAUGAGUCGCUGCCUUUCUUGGCCGAAAAAUUUGGUGAUAGGAAUGAAGCUGCAAAUGUGGUUCCUCUUCUCCGUUACAAAUCAAGUCGCAAGCGUUUUAAUUUUGACGCAUAUGUGUUGCAGGAAAAGCAAGAACACGGCAGGGUACGUGUAAGGCAUAUGGUGGACAAGGAAGAAGAAAAUCUUUUGCCAUCUUGGCCAGAUGAAAACAUGGAUUGUAGCCUUAAAAAUCUUGUAGGAGAUAUAAAGCAUGGUCGACUUGAUGUCAGUUUUUGGGAUGUACCGAGUGCUGAUAAGGGUACAAGUGAGAAAGCUAAGUCCGUGAGGUCAAAGAGUAAGAAGGGAAAUGACAGUGAUGAUGAUUUCGUGGACAAGGUUCCACAGAAGAAAAGGGUUGUGCAGGAGAAGAAGAACAAAAGAAAUGAUGAAGAAGAAGCCGCAAGAAAAGAUGGGAAGAAGAUCCGGAGAAGUAAAGGGAAAGAGAUAGUGAGUGAGGAGGAGACAGAGGACGAUUCGGAUGUUAGCGUAGAAGCCGUGAAGAAAAAAAAGAAGGGCCAUAAAGCUGAAACUGGGGUCAAUAGCGCCUUUGAGAGAGAACUUUGGUCCUCUGGAUUAGUGUCUAUGAUUGAGACUUUGAGUUCUAAGGUGGACGCUAUAGACAACAAAUUCUCCUCAAAGUUUGAUCAGUUUGAUUCAAAGUUUGCGUCCUUGGAUCAGAAGAUUCGGAUUGUUGAGAGCGAUGUGACGAGGAUGAAGCAAGCUCGAGCAGAAGAUGUUGCUGAUGCUGCUGAGGACGGUAAGUCUGCUACCAGAAAUGGUGAUGAUGUGGGUGAUGAGAAUAACGAGCAGCAGUCAUGGGUACUUAAGAUGAAGGACACAUCUGAAGAUUCAUUUCAGGUAGCUUGCUUGGUUAGGAAUCCAAAAGCUACCACUACAACUCCCCGAGAAAUAAAGAAAGAACCAGAAGAAAAGACUCCAAAAUCAGGGAAAGCGUGUGGCUCUUUGAAGAAAAAAGAGCCAAAAGAUACUGUGGAUUCAAAGAAAAAUGAGUUGCCUGCAGUAAAUCUAUCUGAGGGUUCAGAAUCGUUUGGAGAAGAGCCGAAGAGAUUUGGCGUAGCAUUGGAUAAAUUGCUGGCUCUGUCAAAGCGUGAUGAUUGUGUCAUGAGGGAAGCUAGCGCUGACAUAGAUAAGCGACACAUCUCACUUGCAGCCUCACAAAGAAGCCCUUACAUUGGUAAUUCUGGUGUGAAACGCGUUAUGUUUGGCUGUCAUCCAUCAGAUGAUUCAUAUGAUCCAUUUGAGAAGGUUUUGGUCUCAAAGGUGGAGAAGCUAAUGGCGUUCCUCGAUCAUGAUAUGAAUAACCCAUUACCAAGUAGCAACGCAGAUUCUAAGUUUUAUCUUACCAUCAGGACUCCUAAAGAGCUUUGGCCGAAAACAGACAACGAAUUCGGGUGGCUAGGAGAUAUGCAUUUGUGCUCUGCAAUGCAUAUGCUGCGAAGAAGGUCUAUGAGAGAUCGUACUCCUUUUAGGACCGAUAGGAUUGCAUUCCUCGAUCCCUGGUUUGUGAGCCAAUGGUGUUUCGACUACAAGAACAACUUUGAGGGGAAAUAG
Molecule: messenger RNA, 2348 nt
Organism: Eutrema salsugineum
Lineage: Eukaryota; Viridiplantae; Streptophyta; Magnoliopsida; Brassicales; Brassicaceae
Exons: 6
Coding region: 24-2348 (774 amino acids)
Source: RefSeq, a predicted model, not a curated record